This is a messenger RNA of Durusdinium trenchii, 1450 nucleotides long. Lineage: Eukaryota; Dinophyceae; Suessiales; Symbiodiniaceae. The record is from the annotation of a GenBank genome assembly.
GGCUCAAGAGCCGCCCCCGCGAACUGCAGGCUACGUUUUUAGCAUAGAUUAUUUUUUACGUCAAACAGCCAUGGCCAAGUCAAUGGGCCUGAUGGCGGCGGCUGCUAGCGCCGCCUACCUUUGCCGCGAAGCCUUUGUGCCCUCCAGCGGUGCGACGGAGGCCCCAGCCUCCCCUGCCUUGCUCCGUGGCGCUGAACGUGUGGGACAGCGUUCCACGUCGGGUGGCACUGUGCUGCCCAGUCUUUGUGGGGCAGCGCUGGUGGCGAGCGCAGCCAGCAGCUUGAAGCGUAGGAAAGCAGCCUGCAAGGCUUUCGAGAAUGAGAUGGGCGCCACUUUGCCCUUCAAGUACUUCGACCCUCUGGGAAUGGCCAAGGACGGGGAUCAAGAAACCUUCCGACGCAGGAGGAUCGCUGAGAUCAAGAACGGCCGUGUGGCCAUGAUGGCCUGCAUGGGCUAUAUUGCACCAGAGUAUUUCCGCUGGCCUGGCUACUGCUCCCCUUCCACAGACCUCAAGUUCGCGGACAUCCCCAACGGCACCCAAGCCUUGUACAAGAUGCCUGCGGAGGCCUGGGCGCAGAUUGCGUGCUUCAUUGGUUUCCUGGAGCUCUUCCCCAUGAGGCAGGAGAAGGACCGCAUCCCAGGGGAUGCCCCAGGCUUCGGCAAGCUGGGCUUGCCCUUCGCGACCAAGGCCGACCCGGAGAAGAACUGCCGGUCCCUGGAUGCCGAGAUCAACAACGGACGAUUGGCCAUGGUGGCGAUCACCGGGAUGAUCUCUCAGAACGCCUUCUUCGGGACCACUGGCCCGGACAUGUGGCUCCCCGGGGCCUCCGCCUUCGAAGGGGAGCUGGGCGUCCAAGCGCCCGUGGGCUACUGGGACCCCUUGGGCCUCUCUGCCGAUGGCGAUGUCGAGGCUUUCAAGCGCCGCCGCGCCGUGGAGCUCAAGCACGGCCGCAUUUAUUGGCUCGCAUCCCAGAUUGGCUACAUCGUCCCGGAAUACUUCCGCUGGCCUGGAUACCUCUCUCCUGAGAAGGGCCUGAAGUUCGCGGACAUGCCUCACGGCAUUGCGGCCGUUUCCAAGGUGCCCUUGGAGGGCUGGGUUCAGAUUGCGCUCUUCAUCGGCCACAUGGAGGGCUACUUCUGGCGCCAAGAUGCGAAGAGGGCCCCGGGCGACUACGAAGGCUACGGCUUCUUGGGCGUUGGCAAGAACUUCAUCUUCAACUUCGAGCCCAUUGAGUUCAAGGACCCUGAGGUGAAGAAGACCAAGCUCCGGGCCGAGAUCGCCAACGGGCGAUUGGCGAUGGUGGCCUUGAUGGCCAUGCUCUUCCAGAACGGCACCGUUGGCACCACCGGCCCUGCCAUGUGGCUACCGGCCGCCUAAGGUGCAGCGCCGCCUCCUUGUGCGCUGAGCUUCCACCGUGUCUCCCUCACCCUUCGUCGACCUUGCGUGGGG